GAAGAGGUGAGCAUUUGUGAAUGACUGGCAGCGUAGCGUCAAGCCCUUUUUAUCGGGGGAGGGCCUCCACCCUCCUUGACACUGACGUGCUUUUUUCCAGCCAAUCCUGGCUGGCAGAAUGCAAUGGGAGCUUCUUAUGAGGUCACGCCAUAGGCGUUCCCAAUGUGAGACACUCACUCAAUCUACUCAGAGAACUGGGAUUACGCAAGUAACCUAAAGAUUUUUGUGGCUGAUAGAUGGCAUUCUUUAAGCAGCUGAACUCACAACUCAUGACAUAGCACAGUCAAGGCAUUUUUUAUUUGCACAGUUGAGAUGUUCUUUGCUCCUAUUUGAUAAAGGGCUCGAUAUUGCCCAUGUUGAUACACUUAUUGUCCCCUCUUUUUUUUUUUAUUCUCUCUUUGAGUAGUACCCAUUGCCUUGAUUUCUGAUUUGGCUCCUCGCCUUUGUCAGUUUCAUACCAUCAGUACAAAGGCUCCAUCCACAAAGGCUAAUGUUUCUAUAUUGACCAACUAUUUAUGUUGUAUUUGCACCGGGGAAAUGGAUUGUUAUCAAUAUGAAAUACAAGCCCUGAAAACAAGAAGGUACUUGCCAUGGCUCUCAUAACAGCAUUUUAAAUAGCGAAGGACAAUAUUACAAGUGACGGAUCACACCACGAAAAACAUGGUGGGAUUUAACAUUCAUGCCACAGUGGGAACCCUGUUGUUUUAUUUAUUUUUUUAAUCUCUGUUUGCUCAUUCUGAUGUCAAUGACCCCUCCAUUCCUAUUCUCAGAAGUCCAAAGGAGUGAAAAACAGCUCGGCCUGUGGCUAAAUCUAACCUCGGGAGUUUGUAAAAUUCCAAGCACUCAAUCUGCUCUGGAAUUUGCGGUCCCUGUGAUUCACCACAUUGGCUCGAAUAUAUAGAGUAACUAUAAUUUUUUCUGGAAAUGACACUCAAAGAUUAUUGUUUUUUUUUUUAUAUUCAAGAACUUGACUUUGAAUGCUUAUUUGGAAACUCUCAUAAUGUGUUCACGGCAGCAGAUGGCAGCAAGUGUUUGUAAAAUGAGGAUUCUUUCACCAGUUUUAGUUUAACGUAGUUGAAUGAACCAUAGAGGGUACGUGAUAUAUUGUGAUCUGCCAUUGGUGCACACUGUUGACAGCUGAAGAGAAGAGAAGCAGCAAGGUAUUUUUUCACAGUCGACAUUUUGACAUGUCACACGGUAAGAAAUGCUCAGGUGUAAAUCAUAAAAUGAAUUAUGCCUGAUUUCCAUUUGUCUGUUUCAAUUAUAGGGUCUAGAGUGGCCCACUGUCAUGGCUUACUGGGAGCUUACUGAGUAGCACUGAUUAAUCUUAUUCGUAACACCUGCUUUAUAGUAUGACAAGUCAGAAUGUCCAUUUAAAUUCUGGGGGUCGGUCUUUGUAGUUUUGGGUCAGGUGUGCAAUGUUGUCAACUAAAAUUCUAAUCAUACCAAAGAUUGUCGUAGGACUACUCAGUGAUUUAAUCUUCAUUGUUUUACUAAUGUCCCAGUUGGUAGUUUAGACGGGUCUGCCCCUUCAGGAUAAUGGAGGGGUUGAACAAAUUCUUAAAUCUUAAAAUUAAAUGGACUAAUGCAAAUCGGUUGUAAACAUAUCCAGGUACUGCGAGGGAUUGAAGUUCGAUUCCCUCUGUCAUCAUUUCUUGUGGACAAUAGUCCUGACCCCUUACGACCAAACAGCCAAUAAGCAUAGAGAAAAGCUUUUGCACACUUUACUUUGGUGAACUCACUCAAGGCCAGUUUCCUUCUGCCAUGUGACCAGAGUGUACCAGGUAUGAGUGUGUGACCACCACUUUGCCAUGCAAAGCACUGUCCUACAGCAUGUUUAUCACCUCUGGGAAAAAAAAUGGUCAACAUGUGUUCUUUGUGUAAAAUUCAAAAAAAUGUUUCCACGCUACAGCAUCCGAAUAUUCAGAAGAUCCAGGAGUUGUACCUUCUGAGAAUGCAAAGGGGCAAAGAAAGAAUGGAGAGGACCAAGACAGAAGACGAGAAUCAGUGUCAGAGGAAAUUGAGGGUGUGUGUGGCAACAUGCAACAGAGCCGACUAUUCCAAACUGGCCCCCAUCAUGUUUGGGAUCAAAAACCACCCUGACGAGUUUGAUCUGGAAGUCGUGGUGCUUGGCUCACAUCUCAUUGAUGACUAUGGGAACACUUUCCGUAUGAUCGAGCAGGACGACUUUGACAUCGGCUCCAAGCUCCACACCAUAGUGAGAGGAGAGGACGAGGCAGCUAUGGUGGAGAGCGUUGGGCUGGCACUUGUGAAACUGCCGGAUGUCCUACAGAGGCUGCGCCCUGACAUCCUGGUCGUUCAUGGCGACCGUUUUGACGCGCUGGCCCUAGCAACUGCUGCAGCGCUGAUGAACAUUAGAAUACUUCACCUGGAGGGGGGAGAGGUGAGUGGUACAAUCGAUGACUCAAUCCGCCACGCGAUCAGCAAACUGGCCCAUUACCACGCCUGCUGCACACGCGUGGCAGAGCAGCACCUCAUCGCCAUGUGCGAGGACCACUCUCGCAUCCUGCUUGCUGGCUGCCCCUCAUAUGACAAGCUGCUGUCAACAAAUCACAGAGACGACUACAUGGAUACCAUCAAGAGCUGGCUGGGUGACACGGUGCAGGAGGGUGACUACAUUGUGGCUUUGCAGCACCCAGUAACCACUGACAUCCAGCAAUCCGUUAAGAUCUACGGGCUGAUGCUGGAUGCCCUGCUCUCCUUCAACAAAAAGACCCUCAUCCUCUUCCCUAACAUUGACGCCGGAAGUAAGGAGAUGGUGCGCGUGAUGCGAAAGAAGGGCAUCGAGCAGCACCCCAACUUCCGGGCAGUAAAGCACAUUCCCUUUGAGCAGUUCAUCCAGCUGUUGGAACACGCCGGCUGCAUGAUCGGAAACAGCAGCUGUGGCGUACGAGAGGCAGGGGCCUUUGGCACGCCCGUCAUUAACCUGGGAACAAGGCAAACUGGCCGAGAAACGGGUGAAAAUGUUCUACAUGUCAGAGAUGCCGACACUCACAAUAAGAUCUACCACGCUCUGGAGCUGCAGUUUGGAAAGAGAUACCCCUGCUCUAAGAUUUAUGGCGAUGGAAACGCAGUUCCUCGUAUUCUCAAGUUUUUACGGGCCAUUGACCUGGAUGAGCCCCUCCAGAAGACUUUCUGUUUCCCCCCUGUAAAAGAUUCCAUCUCCCAGGACAUCGAUCACAUCCUGGAGACACAGAGCGCUCUGGCUAUUGACCUAGGAGGGACCAACCUCAGGGUGGCGAUCAUCAGCAUGAGGGGUAAGAUAGUAAAGAAGUAUACUCAGCCCAAUCCAAAGAACUUCGAGGACAGGAUGCAGCUCAUAUUAAAGAUGUGUGCAGAUGCCAUGCGGGACGCUGUCUGCCUCAACUGUAGAAUCCUUGGUGUUGGAGUUUCCACAGGGGGGCGUGUAAACCCCCAAGAAGGAGUGGUCCUGCACUCCACGAAGCUGAUUCAGGAGUGGUCCUCUGUGGACCUGAGGACACCCAUCUCCGACGCACUGCACCUGCCCGUCUGGGUGGACAAUGACGGCAACUGUGCUGCGUUGGCUGAGAGGAAGUUUGGUCACGGAAAAGGGGUGGAGAACUUUGUCGCUGUCAUCACAGGAACAGGUAUUGGAGGAGGGAUUAUCCAUCACAACGAGCUGAUUCAUGGCAGUACCUUCUGCGCUGCAGAGCUGGGCCACAUCAUGGUUUCAUUAGAAGGCCCAGAGUGUUCGUGUGGCAGCAGAGGAUGCAUCGAGGCUUACGCAUCCGGCAUGGCCCUGCAGAAAGAGGCCAAAAGGCUGCACGACGAGGACCUGCUGAUGGUGGAGGGGAUGGAUAUGAAGCUCACGGAGCCGAUCACUGCUGCCCACCUCAUCAACGCAGCCAGACUGGGGAACUACAAAGCUGACGCUGUUCUGAAGAAAGCCUCCACAGCGCUAGGUGUGGGCAUCAUCAACAUCCUCCACAUAGUGAACCCCACGCUGGUGAUUCUGUCCGGAAUCUUGGCCUCUUACUACCAGGCUCCAGUGCAGCACGUCAUCUCUGAGAGAGCCCUCGUCUCUGCCCAGAACAUCAAGGUUGUCAAAUCAGAGUUGGAGGAACCUGCUUUACUCGGAGCGGCAAGCAUGGUUUUAGACUAUGCAACCAGAAGGAAAUAUUGAAGGAUAUCAUUCUGAUUUACGAAGGACUGCUACCAACAAAAGGACAGCACAACUGAAAGUAGUACUUGUUCUGCCGUGAUAGAUACAUAAGCAUACAUUUUGAAGGCUAGACAAUGACGAUGCGUGCAAACCAUCAGUCAUUGUAAACCGCAGGGUGGGGGGGUUUCUGCAUUUAAGCUUUUCAGCUUUUGAGUAAACAUUAAUGCCAUCUUCAAACCAAAUUUACCCAUACAGGUUAGGACUAACCCACUCUACUUUGAUGUGAUGUGGGUGGAUGGAAAAGUCAUAGAGAAAGUUAUAGAAAGCUUGUAUCAGAUGUGACCAAAAUACUGCUUAAACAUUCUUCUGCAGCUUCCUGUCAAUUCACCUUAAUUACUUGCCAUCUCACUUUUCCAUUAAUGUUGUUUGGAGUUUUCAUUCUCUAUUUGGUUAUGCAUUAAAUUAUUUUAGGUGUAUAGGGGAAAGAAAUUGUUUUUAAAGAUAAUGGUUAAUGUAGUUGGUGAUGAGGAAGAAAUAGUUGAAAAAUCAGUUGAAAUGCUAUAAUGAAACGUUAGGUAGCAACUGAUUUAGCUGCUGUAGUAUAAGGAUAGCCUAGAGGGGGAAUCGUUUGCCUGUGUCAGGUGUUUCUUUGUACCAUUUCAUUACCACAGACCUUAUGAAGAUUUAAACUGAUUUUGAAGUUUUCUUCGUGCCUUUCGGAAGAUACAUUUUAUCUCAAAAUGAUUUAUAUGGCUUGUAUGUAAUUACAUACUGUAUUGUGCAUUACAAGCUGAUGGAAUUUUUUUGGGAUGUAUUUCUUUGUCAUCUUUUGGGGUUUAUGUCCAAAUAAAUGUACCGUCUUAGUACAAA
Molecule: messenger RNA, 5014 nt
Organism: Anarrhichthys ocellatus (wolf-eel)
Lineage: Eukaryota; Metazoa; Chordata; Actinopteri; Perciformes; Anarhichadidae
Gene: gne
Product: glucosamine (UDP-N-acetyl)-2-epimerase/N-acetylmannosamine kinase
Exons: 14
Coding region: 1859-4165 (768 amino acids)
Biological process (GO): UDP-N-acetylglucosamine metabolic process
Molecular function (GO): N-acylmannosamine kinase activity; hydrolase activity, hydrolyzing O-glycosyl compounds; UDP-N-acetylglucosamine 2-epimerase activity
Source: RefSeq, a predicted model, not a curated record